AUCUCAAAAUCAUGCUCGUUCUGACAAUGCCAUUGAAACACGAUGAGUAGAUUCAUCCCAUAGAGGCCAAGUGUACCUAUACAUAGCUUAAACCUUCAUAAUCCAACAAUUUCUGGCGCGUCUUACAGUAUCGAGCAGGUAGAUGUCGUCGAAGCUCCAUAGCAAGGCACGGUGCCGUGGUAUCGGCGCCGUCACCGUCAGAUCCGAUCUAAAUCUGACCUAGAACCCCCGCUCGUCCAUGAACAGGCUUGGCGUGCCAUACCACACUCGAUGCAACCAAGUAUCUCUUUUCUCUCACCUUUGCUAUGAAUCAACUUCAUCGUUGCCGAUUCAUGAAGCCAUCGCGCCGAAUAUAAUAAUCCAAAGCUAAAUCACUAUGUCUCCAACCAAGGAAGCUGUCUCGACACAGAACGCGCCGGCACCUCUGCCACAAUUCUCACAGGCUGUCAAAUACAACGGAAUGGUGUAUUGCUCGGGAAGCAUCGGCAUAGACAUGUCGACGAAAACACUGGCAAAGGGCGGCGUCCAACCUGAGACUCGGGCUGCAAUCAAGAAUCUCUCUGCUGUCCUCAAGGCAGCGGGGAGCGACCUAAGCAACGUUGUCAAGGUCAACGUCUUCUUAACCACGAUGGAUGAUUUUGCACCGAUGAAUCAGGUGUAUGAUGAGUUCUUUGGAAGCAUCAAUCCCAAGCCCUGCCGAACCUGCGUCGCAGUACAUCAGUUACCCUUUGGCGCCAAGAUGGAGAUUGAAUGUACUGCAUUCGUACACCCGAGCUCUAAGUUAUAGAUAUUCAUGUCUCAAUUGGCUCUCUGAAUCUUGUCCAAUGUGCACGCUGGUACCUUUCUGAGUGAUGUAACAUUGUAUGGCUCGCCGUUACCGGGCCGUUGGCUCAGAGGGCAGGAUCUGCAACUCGGCACCUAGUCUAAGACACCGCUACUAGCCUGAACCCUGGCAACUGGCUAGGGCAGCUAUGCAAAUUGGG
Molecule: messenger RNA, 983 nt
Organism: Xylaria bambusicola
Lineage: Eukaryota; Fungi; Ascomycota; Sordariomycetes; Xylariales; Xylariaceae
Product: L-psp endoribonuclease family protein
Exons: 3
Coding region: 377-787 (136 amino acids)
Cellular component (GO): mitochondrion; cytosol
Molecular function (GO): deaminase activity
Source: RefSeq, a predicted model, not a curated record